Lytechinus pictus (painted urchin) is the source of this 5132-nucleotide messenger RNA. RefSeq lists its product as uncharacterized. The record is from RefSeq and is a predicted model, not a curated record. NCBI's taxonomy places the organism in Eukaryota, Metazoa, Echinodermata, Echinoidea, Temnopleuroida, Toxopneustidae. Bases 398 to 1591 code for a protein of 397 amino acids. The transcript is spliced from 6 exons.
ACUUCAGUCGCUGUGCUGAGAGGGAGGCGGACUUACCUAAUCAAUAACAGUCAAUGCUGGCGUAAGAGACAAUGCAAGGAGGGAUAGAGGUAAGCAUAAAUUGUGCACACGAUUAAUCGAUCGCAGUCUCUAUCGGAAUUUAUCGCUCGACAGCUACAAAAAUAAUAACUCAUCGGUCAUUCCAAUGCUUUAAGGCCUGUAUAAUUUCUCACACCAGUGGUAAUUCAGAGGAAUGUUCUCUUCUUUCUGUAUGUUCUAUGCCAGCAGAAUAAUUACUCAACUCAUGUGAUUAUGAUCACCAUGGAUGACUCCGAAGGAUAACUAUUAUUAAUCUAUUUUAGGAUAUUCACUGGAAUAUUUUCUUUGCAUUUGCCGUUCGAACGGACUCUCUUCACGGAUGAAUGGAAAAUUUAUGAUGUCGAAGAAAACCAGAUUGCCUGCUCUGGACGGCAGCAAACGCGAUGGGAAGUCAUCGACCACGGGUACGGGAGCGCCAACGAAGCAGGGCAAUAAUAAACUGAUUGAUCCGUCGGAUCCCCGGCGGGGACAUAUGAGCAAGAUGAAAUUUCCUAACAUCAGUGAUACUUAUCAAUAUAGUCAACAGCUCCUGGUGGAUACUUGCAUAGCGCUCCAUGGAAUUAUUCUCCAGGAUCUGAGCAUGGGUAAGCGGGAGCUCCUCAAGGAUCCUUUCUUCAUUCAAGGAAGAUUCUAUGAGACAAUUACGUACAUCAUGAAACAACAGGACAAAACAUUAGACCAGGUAAUGAUGGAGCACGAACAUCCGAGGUUAAAAUACCUUCGUGGUCGAGUCGUCAUCCAACCCAAGAUCGACAUCGUCCUCGCCCGUCGGAAACCCGAACUCAUCUUCGUCUCUUCGCUCAUGCUCCGAAAGCGAACAGCCGGAUACGAACCCGACUCGCGAAGCGUCCGGUCAGACAUGGCUCGUCUGGCAUAUCUAGUCUUGGAGAGAGCCUUCUUAUGGGGCUUCUAUCUAUGGAUCGGACCGAUAGAGGAAUUAAGACAUUUUGAAAUGAUCAAUAGUUAUUCGGCACUUUGUGAAGCCGAUGGACAAAAGAAAAACUACAUUGUCUUGCAAAAACAUACCUUGGUCUUGCCUCGACUAGGUAAACCUAUACCAUCGACUUUCCAAACGACUCUCUUGUUGAACCGGAUAGCACCGGAUUUUUGUCUAAGGUUGUACCGGGUCGAACCCGAGAUGACGAUGUGGGAUGACAAGGAUGACGAUGUUGCUAGGUUAUACGAUUUCUACAGCGGCAGUGGGAGCAUUCACACAGGGCUUGGGAUGUGGGGAAUCAGUGACCAAAUCAAGAAUGUGAGAACACAACUCAUGAAAAUCAGAGACUAUGUCGAGGCAAGUCUAUUUGACCGUGCUCGUGCGAUGUUGAUGAUGGCUCGGGUGAUGUUUACGGAUCUCGUGGUUGUUAAGAAUCUCGAACGGGACGAGAUCGAGGAGACGAACUAUCUUAAACAUCACAUGGACGAGUUAAAAUUGAGGAUAGAGGAAGGUUUAAAACAAGGCGCCUGGGACUCCUCCACGGAUGAUGAUAUAUACAGUGAUGAUGGAAAAUAACGAGACCAUGCAGUUUCUUCGUUUGUGCCUGGUUGAUCAUUUUCUAAGCGCAAUAAUGUAUCAAAUAGUCUGAUUCAAAUUAUAAUUAUGGGGGUGACGAAGUUAUGGCAUCAUCGAUACACAUUUAAUUCAUUAAUAAACAUUACCAAAUCUCACCAAUGCAUCUGUUUGGCCUUGUAGUUUUGAGCAAAGGUUUUGAACCACCUCAAACGCAUCUUAUUAUCUCAAAAGACGGCAGUGUGGUUGCAGUAAUAAGCCUAUUCUCAUGAUUGUUGAAAUGGUUGAAUAGUGAAAUAUAUACAAGUAACCGGGCAUCACAAGAGGACGGUCCAAGUGAUGCAUCUUUUAAUACAGAGAAAAUUAAUGUAGGCGAUGUUCAAUUUUCUCUGACGACAUUGGAUCUCGCGAAAAUUCUGUAUUGUAUAUGAUUUCGAAGACCACCAACAACCGUUUGUCAACCUGAAUGGAACAUGUUAAACGUAUACAAGGAACGUCUCCUCAACUUUAGUGAAACUGUUUGAGUAUAUUGUCUGUCGAUUAUUUGUUUAAUAUCAGAAUCAUUGACACAUACAGCAACGUGUACAUAAUGGAUACAUGGUUGUAACGCUUGUCUUAUAAAAAAUUACAUCUUUUCGUCAACCGUUAAAGUGCCAAUGAAAGGAUUACAAUUAGAUACAUAUGCUGCACAUAAUUUUGUCAAAUGCGAAAUGAUAUGUUAUGACAUAUUCAUCUCCGUUUCAAUUUGAAGUAAUACAUAAUGGAAAGAGUAAAAAUAUAAAAUAUGCAAAUAAUAAAUAAUAGUGUUUACCCGAAGGGCCUGUCUUUGAGAUCCCAUUUUGUUGGAAAUUUUCGUCAACCUUUUCGUCAACCCCGAAGUGCUAGUUGACGGUGAAAUGUCAAAUGCUACGAACUUGUCUACGGUAUAUUUCUUUCCUUUUCAAUCGAAAACAACGGAAGUUUACAAAAUAAAUUGGUACAAUAGCAAUGAAGUGAGAAGAAUACAAUAAUGGAAUAUGCAUAGUAAGUUUGACCAAGCCUAUCCAAUGGAGGGACAUGUUGGACAGGCAGUACUUUUGGGGAAAUACAUUUUUGUUUCACUGUCGCUUUUAUAGUGUUAAUGCUCUUUUAAAACUAUACUUCGGGUUGGAAAGUGAAAAUUAAAAAGUGCCAAAUCUGAAACUAAACCACGUUGUUUAUGACUGAUGUGUGGAAAGCAGGGGUGAUAACACAAACAGGUAUGCGAUUGUAAUCGAAAGAGAACAAGAACAAUUUUAGUGUCAUACGGUCAAUUACAAUAGGGAUUAAUACAUAGUAUAGUACACACAUUGACAAGAAGAAAAGCGUAGAAAAUACACAAAUAUGCACCUAAUUUGAAUGAUCAAGAUUCAAGAUUUAUUAAAAACAUGUGAUCGCAGCUUAAAAGCUGAAUUGACAGAUGUUUUACAGUUUAAAAAACAAUGAACUUAACAAAUAAGGAAUAUAACAAAACAAUCAAGAAAUUUACAGAAAUUACAAUAUAAAUUCAAAAUAUUAUGAUAUUCUCAAGGUAAUAGCGGUAAUGUACAGUGUAAGAUAAUAAUUGAAAAUCUAUGAGAAGAUGCAUAUUAACUAAAGAUUUGAAAGACCGUCUGAAAAGGUUGAGCUAUCAUUACAUAUAGUAAUGAUUAUUUGGCCGUCCCUAAAUGUGAUAGUCUCGAUUUUGAUGCCGAGAAGAUGAACAUUACAAGAAAUUUUUUUAAAUUAUCAUACGAGACCUAAACAAAAAUGAAACUCUUUUCUGCUAAUGUAUUUUGGCAACAACAAAAAAAUCUGCCGAUGUGUGUAUCAGUACCUUGAUUUGUUUUUAUAAACACAUUUAUUUUUGUUUUAUCAUCCUCAUGCAAGCUCUUCAUUGAAAGGACAAGAACAUUACAUUUAAAAUGAAAUUAAAAUGUUCAACAAAUAUUUAUAAUUUUCAUCUUUUCGUUUACUUUAUAUUACCUGAUGUUUACGGAGUGAGAGAAAUUAAUAGAAUUCCAUUUUGAAGUAAAAAGUGGCGUAGUUGCAUUUAUUAUUGAUAAAGGUGAAAUAGUUUAAAAUAACAUGUUGUCAUCUAUUAUAAGUCCAUCAUCGAUGUAUUAUUACGGUGAAAGUGUUUUCUAUAUACUUGAAAUGAAAGCAAACAAGGCUCAGUUGCAUACGUGCUUUGAACAUGAUAUAUACAAUAUAUUCCAUCAUUAUUUCGUUCGCGAUCCGCAGUGAAAGCGCCAGAUGAAUGAUUAAUAAUUUCCGUGUUUAUCAUUCGCUAUAGAAACAUCACGGUACAGUGAUCCAAAAUUAAUUUUCUGCCUCAUUUUGCAUUCUCUCCCCAAACUGGGCAUACGUAAUUAUAAGAAUACCAACGUAGGCCUAUGCAGGUGCACUCUAGUAGCAAACUUUAGUUGAUUUAGGUUAAUCAAAUUUGGUGUUGACCAAACAACGGGAUCAUUCAAGAACGAUAACGUGUGGUUAAUUGUCAGUAACAACAUAUUUCAUUUAGAUGAUUAUGUUUACAUCGGAAAAACUUUGAAGGUCAAAUGAAAACCAUGUACUGUUUGUAACGCUGAGAAGCGGAUCCACGACGGAGCACGUGCCGCCCCUUUUACUCAAAUUUAGUAGGCCUAGUAGUUCCCUCCCUUUGCGCCUAAAAGAUUGAAGACCCUUUUCUGGUUAAUUUUGAUUGGAUAGAAAUUUGGAUAAGAGAUUCUGCAGUUAUAAACUCCCCUCUAUAAAAAAAAAAAAAGUGCUCGCCCACCACACCCUCUUAAAAAAUGACGCUAGACUUCAAUACGCUGGCUCGUAUUCUGAAGUCGGGUUUAACUUAAACCAUGGUUUAAGUCUGGUCUCAAAUUAUGGGGAGCCCAAAAAUCGAAAAUUCUGCUUAUAUUGUCUAUUUCUUAUAUUUACUAUUCUGUUACUCUUUGCUUUUAUAAUGAAGAAAAUAUUUCAGUUAUCAUUCUGAGACAUUUAUAAAUGAUUUGAGUGUCAUAGGAGUUAAUAAAUCGAACAUCUACUAAUAUAGACUUGUGCCCCAAUUGGCUUUCCAUUGUUAAACUACAACUUUAAACCAGGGUUUUAUUUAAACCCGAGUUCAGAAUACGGGCCCAUGAGGUUAUUUCUUUCAAAGAUCAGCUAAUCUAUUUGGGAAGGAAGGCCUGUGGGCCAUGGUAAUUCAGUUUACCUUUUCAAAACCCAGGCAGCCCCUUCAUCUCUAUUCCAGGUCCUUUGUAAUAUGUCACCUAUGUCCUAUUGUUUGUGUGAUUUGUAUUGUACUAUAAUUUAUGUAUUUUUAAUUGCCGAAUAAAAUAAUAAUAAUAAUUAUUAUUAUUCUUCGCUUUAGGUGGAAAUAAUUGUUGACGCGGUAUUGAACGGAAAAUUUAAACCAUUAUAUGCAACAUUUUAAUCGCUAUGUAUUAUAUUCUUGUAUUUUUUAAGCAGAGCAACAUGAUUCUGGAAUGAAUUGACUGUGAACAUGUUUAUUAUGUAUGUUCUUGUAUAUGAAGAAUAAAUAUAUUUAUCAAAA